UUUUUCGGAUUGUGAUUCAAUAUCUCAUCAAAAAAGCACCAUGGUAUCUCGGACAAAUGAUAUUUUCAAGGUCAAUGUUACGGUUUCAAGAACGAAUAAGAACCAAGUUCUGGCCGUGCUUCUCAUCUGUGUGUGGUACCACUCCGGGGUUCUGGCUAGCAGUAAACCACAGUGUGAUGAUGUCAAUGACGAUAAUAUUCUGAACCGUAACAUUCGCAUUGUGUCUUGUUGUGUGGAUUGCAAAUUGGAACUCCACGUCUGUAUGACUGCCUGUCGGAAGGAAGUACAUGAACGACUGCUACUUUUGCCUUGUGAAAUGGAGUGCCGUGCGGAGUUCACGGAAUGCGAGGUGUGGUGUCAAAUACACACACCUUCUCCGGUUUGA
This is a messenger RNA of Ylistrum balloti, 385 nucleotides long. RefSeq lists its product as uncharacterized. The transcript is spliced from 2 exons. The coding region runs from base 41 to 385 and encodes 114 amino acids. The record is from RefSeq and is a predicted model, not a curated record. Lineage: Eukaryota; Metazoa; Mollusca; Bivalvia; Pectinida; Pectinidae.